Molecule: messenger RNA, 738 nt
Organism: Paramuricea clavata
Lineage: Eukaryota; Metazoa; Cnidaria; Anthozoa; Malacalcyonacea; Plexauridae
Source: the annotation of a GenBank genome assembly
AUGUGUGGUACAUACAUCCCACCUGAAAAAUCAAAGUACUUUGAAAACGAAAUUUUUGAAGAACUUGAAAAUGAUCUAGUCCUUUUCUCAUCCAAAGCAAAUAUACUUCUUCUUGGUGAUCUAAAUGCUAGAACAAGCAAACUCGAAGAUUAUAUUUCAAGUGAUGGAAGUAAUCACAUUCAAGACACUAGUGGUAACUCCUUUCAACCACCACAAAGACAAAACCUUGAUUCAACAACCAAUAAUCAUGGUAAAAAAAUUAUUGAAAUUUGCAAAAGUACUGACAUGAGAAUUCUUAAUGGUCGGACCAAUGGUGACUCCUUCGGAAGACCAAGUUUUCAUAGUAAAAAUGGAACCAGCUCAGUUGAUUAUAUCAUUUGUAACCAGAACUUAAUGCCGAAAGUUAAACAUCUAGUUGUUAAAUCCCCUAACUAUCUAUCUGACCAUAGUCAAGUUAUAACCUGGAUUAACUUACACCAAACCACUAACACUAUUAAUAAUACUCCCUUACAACCCCCAAUAUCAAAAUUACCACUACAAUAUAUUUGGAACAAUGAAUCAAAUGAGAAUUUUAAAAAAGCGUUAAAAUCAGAUGAACUACAAGAGAAACUAAGCACAUUCCUUGAAAAUGAUUUCUCUUCUGACAGAGAGGGCAUAAACAAAUGUGUCAAUGAAUUUGAAAACAUUAUUAACCUUGCAUCCAAAAAAUCUCUUAAAAAUCAAAAAGAAGAAAUAUAG